Cricetulus griseus (Chinese hamster) is the source of this 921-nucleotide messenger RNA. Lineage: Eukaryota; Metazoa; Chordata; Mammalia; Rodentia; Cricetidae. The record is from RefSeq and is a predicted model, not a curated record.
CACCUCUUAAUCCUCAGAACAUUCCAGGGAGUUUUACAGAAUCCCAUCUCCUGGGCCAUGAGUGAACUGAAGGACUGCCCAUUGCAAUUCCAUGAUUUCAAGUCUGUGGACCACCUGAAGGUCUGUCCCCGGUACACGGCAGUACUGGCCCGCUCCGAGGACGAUGGCAUUGGUAUUGAGGAGCUGGACACUCUGCAGCUGGAGCUUGAGACCUUGCUGUCCUCUGCAAGCAGGCGGCUGCUUGUACUGGAAGCUGAAACCCAGAUCCUUACUGACUGGCAGGAUAAGAAAGGUGACCGACGAUUCCUGAAGCUGGGUUGAGACCAUGAACUUGGUGCUCCCCCCAAACAUGGGAAGCCCAAGAAGCAGAAACUGGAAGGGAAGGCAGGGCAUGGACCAGGCCCUGGCCCAGGACGACCCAAAUCCAAAAACGUUCAGCCAAAGAUCCAGGAAUAUGAAUUCACUGAUGACCCAAUUGACGUGCCUCGGAUCCCCAAGAAUGACGCUCCCAACAGUUUCUGGGCCUCUGUGGAGCCCUACUGUGCGGAUAUCACCAGUGAGGAGGUACGAACACUAGAGGAGCUCCUGAAACCUCCUGAAGAUGAAGCCGAACAUUAUAAGGUAGAAACCCUGAGCCAUAGAACCCUGAGUUAUAGAACAGGAGGGCUCAGAGGUGCCUCGGAAUCCUAGGCAGCAAAGUCCACAUCAUCUACUUCCUUCCUUCCCAGCCUCCUGCCUGCUGCAUUACCCCUGCAGACACUGAGGUUCAGCUUUCCCUUGCUACCCCCACCUCAGCCAAGUGGUGCGUCUGUCUGUCAGUGAAGUUCAUCCUGUCCGCUUGCCUUUAUCCUAAGAGCCUCUGAACAUGCUCCUUGCUUUUAGACUUCAGCAACCGAUUUCUUUCUGUACUUAAUAUAUAAA